AGUGCAAUGACUUCCGGCGGAAGGAGAAGCAGCUCCCGAGUUUUAGUCCACGGCAGUGGGCCCAGUAGCUCUAUGAAGUUUGAUCGGAAACUGUAAUGAACUCAUCAGUAUUUCUAUUCAGUUGAUUUGAGAAGGCCCACUUCUUGUGCAAUGGAUGAUGGCAUUUGAGCAGAUACCAAAAAAGGAUUGGUACAGCAUCCUGGAGGCAGACCCAUCUGCAAGUAUUUCAGACCUAAAACAAAAUUAUCAAAAACUCAUACUAAUGUAUCACCCGGAUAAACAAAGUGCAGAUGUGCCGGCAGGAACAGUGGAGGAAUGUAUUCAGAAGUUCAUCGAAAUUGAUCAGGCAUGGAAAAUUCUAGGGAAUGAAGAGACAAAAAAAGAGUAUGACCUGCAGCGGCAUGAAAAUCAUUUAAGAAAUUUGGGACCAGUAGAUGCUCAAGUAUAUCUUGAAGAAAUGUCUUGCAAUGAAGAUGAUCACUCUUUUUCUCUGAGUUGCCGAUGUGGUGGAAAAUACAGUGUUUCCAAGGAUGAAGCAGAAGUUGUUACAUUGAUUUCUUGUGAUACAUGUUCACUAAUUAUAGAACUCCUUCAUUACAGCUGAAAUUGUUCACUAAGUAGAAUCCUUUAGCUAUUAAUUCAGACACACUGAAGAACUAGUUCAUUUCAACUUUGUCCAUUCAAAUGUAUACAGCAGAUAAAGAAGUAGGAUUCCUUUUUGUCAGCUCUGUUAUUUACAGAGAAAAUAUAAGAUUGUCAAACAAAGGCUACCCCAGACUAAUAGGAAAGUAACUUAGUUAUUUAUGUAUUUUUUAAAUUUAUAUUUACAGAUUUCUUGAAUUAUGAAUUAUAUUUAGUAAAUUCCCAUCUGAGAAUUUGUUAUUUGGUUCAUUUUCUGUUUGGUACAAAAGAAGAAUUUUCCAUUUCUUCAAAUAAGCAUGUUUUUUUUUAACAUGAGAAAAAAACAAAUUUAAUUAUGUAUGUAUGGAGACAUAGAUUCCACAGACAGGGAAAAUGAGGUAUACAGUCAUGCUGACCCAAGGAGAAGGAGAUAAGGGGCCUGAGCCUUCAAAGGAAAAGGGAAGCAAUUCACAGGAAUAUGAAAGAGUAAAUGUUUGGUAAACAAUUGCUUGGUGGGCACACAGAAACAAAAGCGCACAGAGGGGAAUUUUAACAGACUUAGCCACAUCACAGUAUCAUCAUAUUCCUGUACAGUUACUAAGUUUCGGAAGUAAGAUGAUAUUUUUAGCUGCUAAAGUUAUAGGCCUAUUGUACAACUAUCUCAAAUUCUCAGGUCAAAAGAAUUAAAUUAGAAGCUUUGUGAAUAACCCAGAGGGAAGGCUGGGUAUGGAUAUUCAUGAGGUUAUUUCAAAGUUAAUAAAGGUGAAGUGGUAACUGCAGAAAAGAAGGAUAGCUUUGGGAUCAGAAGACCUGACUCCAAUAUUAGCACUAUAUUUCCAAAUAUUUCAUGGAGCUAUAUUAAAGGUUGUAAGCACUUGAAUGCUGCCAUCUUCAACUUUACAUGUAAUUUAGGAAAUAGCUUAAAAAAAAUUGAAAUAGAUUUACUACUUUCCUUUUUAUUUUAGAGUAUUAAGAUACAGUAUCAAUGUUUACAUUUAUGAAUAAGGAACCACUAUUGGUAUCAUGAAAUGAAGUUUUAUAAUGUACUAUUAUUGAUUAUAGUAGGCUGAAAAGACUUUAUCUUUCUGUAUAUUUAAUACUAAGUACAAGUCAGAACUAAUAUAAAAAACUUUGAGGAGUCCUUUAUGGGAUUACUGAAACUUUCUUAUUUAAUUGUAAAUAAAUGGACCAAGCAUGUGACUUAGCAGCUUUUUAUUAAGUCAAAAUCUUGCUAUUUAUUGUUGGUUUGGCCUUACAAAACUAAUUACUACUUUGACUUAUAAAUGUACCUGAAGUAUGAGAUAUUCAAGAGAAGCAGACUACUUUCAUUAUUAUACCUAUAAAACCAAAAAUAAAGUGGUCAUCCAGGUUUUUCCCUUAAAAACAUUUUUAAAUUUAUCAUAAAAUUUAAAAAGCUUAUUUUGGAUUACAUUUUUAUUAAUAUAUUUUAAACUAACAUUGCUUCAAGCAUGUAUGCUGCUUAUUCUUUACAUUUAACAAUGAAUAAUACCUAAAACUGAGUAUCAAAUAGUUUAUUAGUAAGUACAUGCUUUCAGUGACAGUAAUAAAUUCACCUGAACAGGAGACAAUAAUCAAAUCAAAAGAAUAAAUGCUUGCUAAUCAUCAGAAAAUCUGUGGCCAUUAGGGCUGUCACGCAGAAAUCCAAAAUCACUUAGAGGCCAAAUCUGUAAAAUUAAAAUGUGAAGACAAUUAAUGAAAGUGAUGUUAAUAUCACCAUCAUCAUAUUUCCUGUAUUUUCAUCUCUUUUCUAUGUGCCAUAUAAUUAAACAUUUCCUCCUUAUUCUUCAGUCAAGAAUAAAUUUUCUGUAUCAAAAUAAGACUUUUAGAAAGUCUUGUAUGUAUGUAUUUAAGCUUUAACGUUUGGAACAUUCAAACAUUAUAUAAGACAUUAUAUGUGUAGUGUUUGAAUAUAUACCUGUGAAUAUGUGUGUGUCUGUAUUUUCUUUCACUACCCUCAAAACUAACUAUAAACCUAAGUACUUGACUAUACUAUCUGCAUAAGUGUAAAGAAUCCUAUAAAUUUCUAGCAGUCACAAGCA
Messenger RNA from Manis pentadactyla (Chinese pangolin), 2681 nucleotides. RefSeq names its product DnaJ heat shock protein family (Hsp40) member C24 (gene DNAJC24). The record is from RefSeq and is a predicted model, not a curated record. Gene Ontology annotation, molecular function: ATPase activator activity; ferrous iron binding. The transcript is spliced from 5 exons. The coding region runs from base 155 to 604 and encodes 149 amino acids. Gene Ontology annotation, biological process: positive regulation of ATP-dependent activity. NCBI's taxonomy places the organism in Eukaryota, Metazoa, Chordata, Mammalia, Pholidota, Manidae.